Messenger RNA from Rhizophagus irregularis DAOM 181602=DAOM 197198, 590 nucleotides. Lineage: Eukaryota; Fungi; Glomeromycota; Glomeromycetes; Glomerales; Glomeraceae. The record is from RefSeq and is a predicted model, not a curated record.
AUGGACACAUCACCUUCUUGUAAAACAGGAGGGUAUAUAAAUCUAUGUACAAUGGACCUAGAAUUUGACGUGAGAAAGUUAAUAUCUGACACAUACUUUUUCAAGAGGCAUCAAACCGCACCACCGCCAAUAUGCAGGGCAACUCGGGAUCAAACCAAUGCAAAUAGUGGUAAUGAUACCAGUGCGCAACCUCAAUCGAGAAGAAAUUCUUCAAGGCGGUCUUCGAGAUAUGUUGAAGAAUUUGAAAAUAGGGCUAGGGAUAUUAGAUCUCAAGAUUCAUCGGUUACCGAUCUAACAGCUAGGAGUCGAGCAUACCGUGAAGUUGCUCAACAUCCUCCAGUGUAUCCUACAUGUGGGUGGUGGUGUGAGGGUGUGAACAUUAUAUGAAUGAUUGUAGCAUAAAUCUAGGCACUUGCCAGCAACCUUCUCAGUAUCUCAGUACUAAAUCACGGGGUGACCUGUCAAUCAGAAAUAAAUUGGUUGUAAGGAGCAAAGAAAUAACUUGAUGGCUCGCAUUAAAUGAUAACCUCAUGCAUUUCAUUCGCUACCUCUACUUUAUUUACUGAAAAAUUGAUAAAGUUGCAGUGCAU